Molecule: messenger RNA, 1170 nt
Organism: Fonsecaea multimorphosa CBS 102226
Lineage: Eukaryota; Fungi; Ascomycota; Eurotiomycetes; Chaetothyriales; Herpotrichiellaceae
Exons: 3
Coding region: 1-1170 (389 amino acids)
Source: RefSeq, a predicted model, not a curated record
AUGUACCUCACCGUCCUACUUCAAUGCUUAGCUGCGGGUGUUGCCACAUCAUUAACCCUGAAUGGUACCCUGUCCAUUCCAAUAAGCUAUACCCACUUGAUCACGCCGAAUUAUACAAGUAACGCGACCACAUACUUCAUCAACACAAAGACCAACAAUAACAAACUGGCAAAUCUGCUGCAAGAAGCCCAAAAUGCAACCUUCAUCUCCUACAGUUCCGAAUUCACAGACAUGCUUGGUCCAAACCCGGAGGCUGGUGCCACGUAUGACUGGAGAGGCAAUCAAGUCUGGUUCACAAGCAGUAUUCUCGAUGACAAGCCAACUACUAUAUACCGCUUGAAUUUGACCGACAAUACGGUUCACGAAGUGAAAACAAGCCUUGUCAACCCUAAUGGAUUAUACUACUUUGAUGGUUAUGUCUAUCUGGUAUACUUUGGCAAUAUAACCGUCCAACCAGGUGUUGCACGACUCAAUUCUACUACCUUUGAGACUGAAAUCCUCGCCAACUCAUGGUUUGGUCUUCCCUUCAACGGACCUGAUGAUAUUACCGUUGUACCUAGCAAUCAUAACGACAACGAUCUCGCCACGGUCCAAGUUUACUUCACCGAUAACCUAUAUGGUGGUCUUGUUGGUCGACCGACUUCGGACUAUCAAUUGCCCAGUGCCAUAUGGCGAUAUACACCGUCUACUGGGGCGCUCAUCGCUGUUAUACCUCGUUCUGACAUUGUUGGAAGUAAUGGUGUCCAGGUAAAUGCAAAUGGGACCAAGCUCUACGUUGGUGAAUACGACUCUCUGCCUGCAGGCCAACUGGACAUUGGUGACGAUAACAUACCCGGAUCUAUGGCCAUCUUCGAAUACGAUCUCGACAGCCGGGGAUUUCCAAUCAACAAAAGGAUGUUCGGGUUGGCGAGAACAUAUGCGGACGGCCUGAAGGUUGACGACUACGGCCGUGUUUGGACCGGGGAAGGCGAGGGAAUCGUGGUGAGAAACAGUCAAGGAGUAGUGAUCGGGCUGUUUAACCAUCACACCUUGAUGGGUCAAAGGAUGCAAAGCACCAGUAUUGCGCAGGUCGCCCUGGCAGGCGAUUCGGCGAUCGUUCUCGCAUCGACCAGGCUCUGGAGGAUCAAACUAGCCCAAACUAUUGCGAGUCCCGGUGCAUUUGGCAAUUGA